GAAGAAGAAAUGUUUCCUUCUUCUAGGAGACAAAUGCUGAGCAGAUUCAAGACAAGUUUGCGCGACGCCAUCGAUCCGCCCACAACUCCAAUAUCAACAACUCCAGUCACCCUACCCACUAAUAAUCCCACACCAACAAUUGUCACUGUGCCCUCCACAAAUCCUGUAACCAUAACCCCAGCCAAUCCUGAUUCAAACAUCCCCUCCACCACCCCUGUCACGAUCCCCCCGCUAGUACCCAUCACCAACCCAGUCACAACACCCGCACCAGUGACGGUGCCAGGUGCGCAGCCCAUAACCAACCCUGUAACCACAUAUCCAGUCCCAACAGGAAAUGUUCCUGCGACAACAAAUGCACCUGCAAUUCCAGGACAGAGUUGGUGCGUGGCAAAGAUUGGAUCAUCAGAGACUGCCCUUCAGUUAGCACUAGACUAUGCAUGUGGCAUUGGAGGAGCUGACUGCUCGCAGAUACAGCAAGGUGGGAGCUGUUAUAAUCCAAAUACCGUGCAGAACCAUGCUUCUUUUGCAUUCAACAGCUAUUACCAGAAGAAUCCCGUUGCCUCCAGCUGUGACUUUGGGGGGACGGCCAACGUAAUUAGCACCAACCCAAGUACUGGUUCUUGCAUCUAUUCAUCGUUUUCUUCAUCACCAUCUCCUACAACAAACACAGUAUCACCCACAACUCCAGCUGCAACACCAAUAACAACAAUUCCGCCGGCAUCAACAGGGACAGGGCUGCCGAGCUCGGGUACUCCAUCUACAGUUUUAAACUCAAGCAAUCCUGCUUCAGGCACAGCAGCAAUAUACGGGUCCGAUACCCCUCCCAGUGUCAACACAUCCGACUCAUCUCCGUUGAAAGUGCUUAUUGCUUCUCCUUUAGCAUGUUUGGUUAGUGGAAUAAUUAUUACGGUGAUGGGUAUUUAGACUCUCCCUGUACAUACAACAGAUGGGUCACGAACCCAUACUGCAGCAAAAGGUGGUUGACCAAUCUAAAUGCUUUCCCUCUUCGAAUGAAAGAACAAGUCCUCCGGGGCAAACUGAGGACAGACAAAUACUGCUCAAUCAACUGGAAGGAUGUUUGUUAGCAACUAGGAAUCUCGAUGUGCAUUAAGAAAUAUAUAUUCUAUGUCUAGUAUAAGAGCAGGAUCCCUUUACAAGAUGUGUUGCAGAAGUAGGCGUAGUUAAAUGAAGUAUAGGAAUUGUGUAUUGGAAUUAAGAUGAAAUGGCAUAGGUGAUGUAGUUCCGUAAAUUAACCAUGUUUACAGAAAUUGUAGGUGGAUGAACUCACUGACUGAAACCAUGUUUACAGAAAUUGCAGAUUUACGUUAGUUUUUACUUCGUUAUGGACCAAGUUUUUUGGGGAGAGAGAUAAAUAUGGUUGGAUAAAUGUAACUGUUGAAAUGUUGCAAAUAGAACACAAAGUUGGACA
Molecule: messenger RNA, 1429 nt
Organism: Carica papaya (papaya)
Lineage: Eukaryota; Viridiplantae; Streptophyta; Magnoliopsida; Brassicales; Caricaceae
Product: Carbohydrate-binding X8 domain superfamily protein
Source: RefSeq, a predicted model, not a curated record